AUGCUUUCUAUGGUGUUAAAAAACAAUCAUCAAAUAAAUGUGGAUUCGUUCAAGGAGAUUGUGUAUAUGAUGCAUUACCAUCUUUAACAAUAUGUCGAAAUGAUGGAGCAAGUUGUUAUAUGUCAUAUCCAACACAACGUCGUCUUGCUCAAUGUUCAGAUAAUUAUGCUGAUUAUCUACACGUAACAUAUCAAUGUAUACCAAGUCGACCAGUUGGAACUUCACCACCUAUAACCAUGUAUGAUAUUUGUGAUACAAAUACUGUUAUUGCAAAUGUUAACGGAGUUGUUACUAGUCCAAAUUUUCCAACUUAUAAACAAACAAAUACUGAAUGUAAAAGAUCACUUGUAGGUAUGACCGAUAGAGUUUUAAAGAUUUGGAUUAAUGAAAUGGCUGUAUCAAGUGAUGGUGUACGUAGUUUAUCUGAAGAAUCAGAUAAACCCGAUUUGGUUAUCUAUAGAAAUCAUGACACAAAAGAUUUAAAUAAUUUCGAAAAAUUAAAUCCAUCAAUUCGUGAUGUUUGUAUAAAAGAUUAUUUAAUAAUAAAUGCUCCACAUGUAGCUUAUAUUUAUUGUGGUACUCGUAAAUUUGCUAUGGCACCUAUUUGUGCAGACAAUAUAGAUAUUCAAUAUAAAACAACAUCAGCACCAAAUGUUGUUUAUAAAGGUUUUAAAUUAUAUUUUGAAUGGGUUCAUAAACCAGUGAAUAUACUUUGUGAUAAUACUCCAUUGCCAUCAACAACAACACCUAUUGAUGAAGUAAUACCAAGUUGGGCACAAAAUUUACAACCUUCUCCUAUACUUUCUGUACAAAUAUGUCUUGGAACAGCACAUACAUUACGAUGUCCUCGUGGAUCCGAUUAUGUUCUUUCUAUAGUUUCAUCAAGUUAUGGUGUGACAGGUACAGGUUUAUGUGAAAUUCCAGCAUCAAAUCAUUGCCAUCAAGAAGCAUCACUUGGUUUAACAUGUACACAUUCAUGUUUUAUUGAAUAUAUUAUUCCAAGACCACUUACACAAUGUAAUGGACAAAAUGCUGAUUAUAUCAGUAUAGAUUAUCAAUGUGUUCCUACACGUUUACCAAAUUAUGAAAAUCCAAUUGAUAUAUGUGCAUCAACAACAACAGAUACAAUUACAAUGAAUUCAGGUAUGAUGAUCAGUCCACAAUAUCCAAAAUUAGGUACUGCACAGAUUUGUUCAAAAAAAAUUGAAACAUUACCAAAUAAAUUAUGGAUGGUUU
Molecule: messenger RNA, 1236 nt
Organism: Adineta steineri
Lineage: Eukaryota; Metazoa; Rotifera; Eurotatoria; Adinetida; Adinetidae
Source: the annotation of a GenBank genome assembly